GUGAUGCUUCAGGGGCUAGCUAAGCUCUGGGAGUGUUGAUAUUUUCCAGUCAGUCCGGCUGACUGGGGCCACGUUGGAAGCCCGGAAGGGAGGCGAUUUAAAAACUCGUGCACGGGGCAGGCCACGCUGUCCUGUUGCAGUGCCCCCGCCUGCGAGUCAGAGCCUCGGGGAGACAAGAGCACGACGGGACCGAGAGGAAAGGCAAGGAACAAGGGUGCAGACUUUGAAACCUGAGACAGAGGGCAGGGGAGGGCGAUUGUUCGCUUCUGAUUGGCUCGUGGGCAUCAUCGAGGACCCACGCAACCGCUUCGAUUGGUUGGUGCCCUCAAUUGUUGUGGCGGCGGCGAAGAUUUUGCCCACGUACUUCCGAGCGAGAGGCGGGGCUGUGCCCCGGCGCGCCUGCGCAACGCCCCGGGCCCCACCCGGUAGUUCAAGAACCUGCGAGGGGGCGGGGCGAAGAGGUGCUUGUUUUGGUUCUGUUUUCUUUGAAGCCGAAGGCCGGAAAGAGCGUAGCAAUAAACUUGCUGGACUUGGAGAGAAGGCUACGACAAGCUCGCCGCGGUGUCUUCAUUUUGGACUUCACAUCCGGGUUCUCCGGCCGCGUGACCCGCGCGCCGCCGACGGCUCGAGAACCGGUGCCUUGAUCUCUUUAUCCGGGUCCCGGCGAUCCCGUCGUGCUUCGCGCACCACUGUAGCCCCCCUCAUCCGGGUCCUCUCCCGGCGUGCCCCGCGCCGAGUUUGGUGGGGGGUACUCGGCGGUGCCGCCAUGACUAUUCUCCCCAAAAAGAAACCACCGCCUCCCGACGCCGACCCCGCCAACGAGCCGCCGCCGCCCGGGCCGCUGCCCCCGGCGCCUCGCCGCGGCGGGGGUGUAGGCGUGGGCGGCGGCGGCACGGGUGUGGGCGGCGGCGAUCGCGACCGUGACUCGGGAGUCGUCGGCGCCCGUCCUCGAGCCUCGCCACCGCCUCAGGGCCCGCUCCCGGGGCCACCGGGUGCCCUCCAUCGCUGGGCGCUGGCCGUGCCGCCUGGCGCCGUGGCGGGCCCCCGGCCACAGCAGGCCUCUCCUCCUCCUUGUGGGGGCCCCGGCGGUCCCGGCGGCGGUCCCGGUGACGCGUUGGGUACCACGGCAGCGGGCGUGGGCGCGGCGGGCGUGGUGGUGGGCGUGGGCAGUGCCGUUGGCGUGGGUGGUUGCUGCUCUGGGCCGGGUCACAGCAAGCGGCGGCGUCAAGCCCCUGGGGUUGGCGCGGUUGGCGGGGCCAGCCCUGAGCGUGAGGAGGUCGGCGCAGGUUACAACAGUGAGGAUGAGUAUGAAGCGGCUGCAGCGCGCAUAGAGACCAUGGACCCCGCCACCGUUGAGCAGCAGGAGCACUGGUUUGAAAAGGCCCUGCGAGACAAGAAGGGCUUCAUCAUCAAGCAGAUGAAGGAGGACGGCGCCUGUCUCUUCCGGGCUGUAGCUGACCAGGUGUAUGGAGACCAGGAUAUGCAUGAGGUUGUGCGAAAGCACUGCAUGGACUAUCUGAUGAAGAAUGCCGACUACUUCUCUAACUAUGUCACAGAGGACUUUACCACCUACAUCAACCGGAAGCGGAAAAACAACUGCCAUGGCAACCACAUUGAGAUGCAGGCCAUGGCAGAGAUGUACAACCGGCCCGUGGAGGUGUACCAGUACAGCACAGAACCCAUCAACACAUUCCAUGGGAUCCAUCAAAAUGAGGAUGAACCCAUCCGUGUCAGCUACCAUCGGAAUAUCCACUACAAUUCAGUGGUGAAUCCUAACAAGGCCACCAUUGGCGUGGGGCUGGGCCUGCCAUCAUUCAAACCGGGGUUUGCAGAGCAGUCCCUGAUGAAGAAUGCCAUAAAAACAUCAGAGGAAUCGUGGAUUGAACAGCAGAUGCUGGAAGACAAGAAGCGGGCCACAGACUGGGAGGCCACAAAUGAGGCCAUUGAGGAGCAGGUGGCUCGGGAGUCCUACCUGCAGUGGCUGAGGGAUCAGGAGAAACAGGCUCGCCAAGUCCGUGGCCCCAGCCAGCCCCGGAAAGCCAGCGCCACGUGCAGCUCUGCCACAGCAGCAGCCUCCAGUGGUCUGGAGGAGUGGACCAGCCGGUCCCCAAGGCAGCGGAGUUCAGCCUCGUCACCCGAGCACCCUGAGCUGCAUGCCGAGCUGGGCAUCAAGCCCCCUUCCCCAGGCACUGUCUUAGCUCUUGCCAAACCUCCUUCACCCUGUGCACCAGGUACGAGCAGCCAGUUCUCGACAGGGGCCGACCGGGCUACUUCUCCCCUCGUGUCCCUCUACCCUGCUCUGGAGUGCCGGGCCCUCAUUCAGCAGAUGUCCCCCUCUGCCUUUGCAGGCCUGAACGACUGGGAUGAUGAUGAGAUCCUAGCGUCGGUGCUGGCAGUGUCCCAACAGGAAUACCUAGACAGUAUGAAGAAAAACAAAGUGCACAGAGACCCACCCCCAGACAAGAGUUGAUGGAGACCCAGAGACUGGAGACGAUCUCCCAACCCCCACACUCCUGCCCUCUGGUGCCACCCCACCUUCUUUGGCUUUCUUCCCUCUUGCCUUCUUCCUUCUUCCCUCUCUCCCCUCCUCUCACUCCUCCCCCACUUCCCUCUGGCUAGCCCACCCCUGCGCGCCCUCUCAUCGCUGCCACCACCAUCAUCACCUGUCUCUUCGCCAGCUGACGUGCCCUGUUGCCCCCUGCACAGCACCAUCCCUGCAUUCCACAGGGGACUCGGGCAAGGGUGCUGAAGGUAGGCGAGAGGCACACAGAGACAAACCAACUGGCAGCCAGGCAGCCCCUGAGGAGUGACAUUCAGACAGAGGAAAGUCUCCCUGUCCCCGAUUCCUUCCAAGAUCAGAAACUUGUCACCCCAGCACAAAUGAUGCCGAGGAGGUGGGAGGAGAAAGUGGGAAAAUCCCCUUCCCAGUACCCCAGUCAUUGUUGAAAAUUUUCUCUAUUAAACUGUACUUUUAUCUUACAAAAUCAACCAAUCAAAAAGUGAUGUAGACAACAGCACUGGCUCUAUGAAAGUGGCAUCUCUCUGGUUUGGGGGCAGGCAGGCCAUGGGGCAUGAAGAUGUGAUUGAUGUCCCUGGCCUCCAGCUCUGUGGAGGCGGGCAGGGUCUAGUGUGAGCCAGGGUGGGGAGGGAGGGCGGGGGGGGGCAGGUGUCAAGUGGGCUUUGGACAGUGAGACUCUGACCUUGCUGCAUUCCUUAUGCUUCCACCACCACCACCAGUCUUUUUGGAAUCUCGGGGUCGGGGGCACCUUUGAGGAUCACGGCCGCCGCCCAGGAUUUGAGUGUGGGGGGUGGGAGCAGCCUUGGCAGAUGGGGCACCCAUGCCCUGCAGGUGUCAGCAAGAUCCACCAUCUGUAAUGUCCUUGGCACAAUAAAACCAAAUGUCAGUUUC
Messenger RNA from Mesoplodon densirostris (Blainville's beaked whale), 3409 nucleotides. It is a transcript of the gene OTUD5, whose product is annotated as OTU deubiquitinase 5. The transcript has 9 exons. Lineage: Eukaryota; Metazoa; Chordata; Mammalia; Artiodactyla; Ziphiidae. Gene Ontology annotation, molecular function: cysteine-type deubiquitinase activity; K63-linked deubiquitinase activity. The record is from RefSeq and is a predicted model, not a curated record. The coding region runs from base 767 to 2470 and encodes 567 amino acids. Gene Ontology annotation, biological process: protein deubiquitination.